Thunnus maccoyii (southern bluefin tuna) is the source of this 1760-nucleotide messenger RNA. RefSeq names its product G protein-coupled receptor 18 (gene gpr18). The transcript has a single exon. Gene Ontology annotation, molecular function: G protein-coupled receptor activity. The record is from RefSeq and is a predicted model, not a curated record. The coding region runs from base 380 to 1435 and encodes 351 amino acids. NCBI's taxonomy places the organism in Eukaryota, Metazoa, Chordata, Actinopteri, Scombriformes, Scombridae. Gene Ontology annotation, biological process: phospholipase C-activating G protein-coupled receptor signaling pathway; positive regulation of Rho protein signal transduction. Gene Ontology annotation, cellular component: membrane.
CUUUAUUUCCUCCUCAGAUCUUUUGGGACUUCAAACUUAAAAUCUGACAAACUAUUUUAGUCAAAGUUGCGAUCAAAGAACACAUCUGUUUCCGCUUUUCUGUAGUAUUUUUGUAACUGAUAGCAGGUUAUAGAAUUACUCAGUUUAGAUUUUAUUAAUUUUAUAUGUAUUGCCUUCCACAUAGACAUCAAAAUUCAUUUUUUCUUAUUAGGACCUUGCUAGAAACACAUGACCUUUCAACAUAAGUGAAUUAAUUGGACUUCAACUCAAAUCAUGAAAACAAAUGGCCUAUAAAUAGCAAAAAAUUACGAUAAAGGAAUUGUUUAAUGAUAACAAACACCAGUGCUAUGUUAGGCCACAUACUGUUACUCACUAAACAAUGUUUUUUUUUCUGCUGAAUUCUUUAAAUUUCAGUAUGAAGCUGGAUCUAAACUCGUCUAACAUGUCUGUGGUGUCUGCUGCUGUGAGGCCAGAGCAGGGCCCGGUGGAGUACCGCAUGGCAAGCCUGAUCUUCUACUGCUUCGUCUUCAUCAUAGGAGUCAUAGUCAAUCUCACUGCUUUAUGGGUGUUUGCCCUCACCACCAAGAAGAGGAACUCAGUCACUGUCUACAUGAUAAACGUGGCGGUGGUCGACCUCACCUUCAUCCUGCUGCUUCCUUUCAGGAUGGUUUAUCACCACCAUGACUACUGGCCCUUUGGAGAUCUUUUUUGCCGGAUCAGUGCAGCUCUCACCAUCUUCUACCCCUGCAUGGCCCUGUGGCUGUUUGCUCUGAUCAGUGCUGACCGCUACAUGGCCAUCGUCCAGCCAAAGCACGGCAAGGAGCUGAGGAAUGUCCCCAAGGCCGUGGUGGCGAGUCUUGGGGUUUGGUUCAUGACUCUGGGCAGCACUCUACCACUGCUCUUCCUUGACCACGACCCUGAUCGCAUCUCCAACUCCACCACCUGCGUCAAAAUGCAAGACAUCAUCUACCUGCGCCAUGACAACCUUGUCAACUUUGUGCGGCUCAUCUUCUUCUUCCUGGUCCCCAUAUGUAUAAUGAUUGGCUGCUAUAUUGUCAUUAUAGAUAAUCUGAUCCACGGCCGCACCUCUAAACUCAAACCUAAAGUGAAGCAGAAGUCCAUACGGAUUAUAAUCACACUCAUUAUCCAGGUGUUGGUGUGUUUUGUGCCUUUCCAUAUCUGUUUAGUGCUACGUUUGCUAGGGAAUGGAGAAGACGGGGGGUUUAGCACAUGGGCAGUCUUCACCACAUUUCUGAUGAACCUGAGCACAGUCUUAGAUAUCAUUCUGUACUACAUCGUCUCCAAGCAGUUCCAGGACAGGGUGAUGAGCGUGAUUCUGUACAGGAACUAUCUGCGAAGUGUGAGACGGAAGAGCAGGCACACACACACGGGCAGCGUCCGAUCAAUGAGCAACCUGACCAGCGCAAUGAUAUGAAACAGCCAUCAUUUCCAUGUCAAACAGCACGCCGAUAUGUACUGUGUACGCUUUGGAACAAUGCAACACUGAAUGCUUCACUGUGUACAUGGUUCAUUAUCAAAAGGAUCAAAACUAGCAAUUAAUUUCCAAGGUGUAAUUUACACUCACAGUAUGGGUGUGCUGCUGUUAUGGCAAAAACAUCUGUGUUCAGAGAUGAUUGACUCACCCAUGAGACUUGAAAUGUUUUCUGUGCAUCUUUGCUCUGGCAGACAAAGCGAGAGUAUCUGUGGCUCAGGUGUAACACAUGUAGGCGAAAAUAAAGCUCACAAUCAUUUAAAACAUA